GUACAUUGAAUUCAACCACUGGGAGUGUGGUAUGCAAGAGAGCUAAGUCAGAAGCCAUGUAUGAUUGGUCAGGUUACCUCUGGGGUGGCCCCACCUCCUGAGAGGGAGCUGAUGGUGGCAGCCAAGGGUGCCUGGAUGGGAGCAUGGAAUUGGGGCACAGCUGCACCCAUCAUGUCCAUCUCAGGCCAAGACUAACAGUUGUGUUGAUUGCUUGACAGGGUGUGCCAGGACCCGCAGGCCCUGCUGGACCUAAAGGAGCACCAGGGGACGCCGGGCUCCCAGGACAGGCGAUUGUCGGUCCUCCUGGGAUGAAAGGCGAGAAGGGUGAACCCGGAGGGAUUGAAGGGCACCUGCUGGGGGAACCGGGUGCCAAGGGCGAGCGAGGCUUACCAGGCCCCAGGGGAGAGAAGGGGGAUCCUGGAAGAGAGGGGGAGCCUGGAGACCCUGGGGAAGAUGGAGCCAAAGGAUCCCCUGGAGUCAAAGGGGAAAAGGGUUUGGUUGGCAUUGGCCUGCAGGGACCCCCUGGACAAGAUGGACCUCAAGGUUUGAAGGGUGACACUGGCUUACCUGGCCCACCAGGAUCCCCGGGCUUGCCAGGCAUCGCAGGGACCCCCGGCCAGCCAGGUCUGAGGGCAGAAAAUGGACAGCCAGGCCCACCAGGACCUCCAGGAGAGAGGGGUUUGAUUGGCUUCCCUGGAAGAGAUGGCACCUCUGGAUCACCAGGGCCGCCGGGGCCCCCAGGGCCAGCAGGGGCACAAGGCGUCCCAGGACUGAAGGGUGACAAGGGGAACGUGGGAGUUGGACAGCCGGGCCUGAGAGGCGAGCGAGGAGACCCAGGGCCACGGGGUGAAGACGGACGCCCGGGGCUGGAGGGAGAUCGUGGGCCUGCGGGGCCUCCCGGAAACCGAGGGGAGCGUGGCGACAAAGGAGACAUUGGAGCUAUGGGGCCCAAAGGAGACAAGGGUGAUACUGUCAUUGUGGAGGGGCCAGCUGGAGUCCGGGGGAGCAAGGGGGAGCCGCCCCUGGGUCAUCCUCCUUGCGCUGUCAGAGGACUGACACCCUGCAACCUCUGCUCUUUCCCCUGCCCAGGGAGA
Gopherus evgoodei (Goodes thornscrub tortoise) is the source of this 1094-nucleotide messenger RNA. Its product is annotated as collagen alpha-1(VII) chain-like. The record is from RefSeq and is a predicted model, not a curated record. The annotation marks the transcript as partial. Lineage: Eukaryota; Metazoa; Chordata; Testudines; Testudinidae. The transcript is spliced from 16 exons.